Molecule: messenger RNA, 1787 nt
Organism: Hylaeus anthracinus
Lineage: Eukaryota; Metazoa; Arthropoda; Insecta; Hymenoptera; Colletidae
Exons: 5
Coding region: 260-1303 (347 amino acids)
Biological process (GO): proteasome localization; nuclear protein quality control by the ubiquitin-proteasome system
Cellular component (GO): nucleus
Source: RefSeq, a predicted model, not a curated record
CAAAAUAGUGUCUGACGCGUUGUUGUGAUCAUUUUUUUUCAAUCUGUAAUGCAUUUGUUGUGACAUUAGGUACACUUUUUCCUGUAUUUUUAAAUAAUAAUCUUGUUCACUUUGUUGGCGAAUAAUGCGAGAUAGCUAAAUACCGAUUGUGUGUGUGUCGAAGAGAAAUAUCGACGUUUUACAUAUCAUAUUGAAGUGCAGCAUUCAUUGAAGAAACAUAGGUUACAUAUUAAGAGAAUUCUUUGUUUUUCUGUGAGAAAUGAAUACCCCGACGACUAGAGACCUUCUGCGAAGACCCGACGGAAUGCGUAGAAGAUCUGCUCGACAAGCUCUAGCCGUAAUCCCUGUCAAUAAUUCUGUUCCAUCGCCUGGAGACGCCAUUUCAACCGAAGUAAAUGCAAUGGACAAUUUUUUAAACAGCCGACACGGCUCUGAUUCUUGGAGUCCUGCACCCAGUCCCGAUGAACUAGUAAUACAAAAGCGUGGACGACGUCGUAGACCCAUUGUUUGGUCACCUGAUCUUGAUACAUGUAAAAGAAAUAGUCUUUUCAGCUUAAGUUCCAGAGAUCGUACCCCAGUGAAAAGUCCAUCAAAAUCUACCAUGGUAUUAAGAAGCACACCAAGAAAAAGGCUUGCACUUGGGGACAAUAACGAGUCUCAAUAUACAACACCAGAGAAAAAGAAAAAGUCACAAAGCCUAUUGGCUACCAGUAAUUCGCAUUUCACAGGAAAUUUAAUAAAUGGCUUGCGAGGUCUGAGUCACGAACAGUUGGUGCAGAUGAUUACAGACAUAGUGUCCAUGCAGGAAGAUGGUACUCUGAGCGAACGAGAAAAGUUACGUAAUGUUCUUUUGAAGAAAAUGCCAGUGGCUGAUACUCAACCAUUAAUUGAUACCUUAAACAAUUUAGUGCAGAACAUUUAUACUAGUACAGUGUGUUGUAACUUGGAUGAUUCAGCAAACAAUUGUGCAUAUAUUCAUUUGGAUGCUUAUCAGAAAGCUAUCAUAGAUCAGGGAAAGAGACUUGUAGAGUCUCAGCACUGGAUGUCAGUAAUGCAUUACACAUAUGCAGCAUGGAAUAUUACAAAGCAAUUAUUGAAGUGCAAAAAUAAAACUCUUUGUAAUUUGGCAUGCAAAUGUUUUAAAAAUUUGACGCACUUUUGUUCUCAAGCUUUGAAAAAAGGGAACUUCCCAACCUCGAUAUUAGAUAUGUUUGCUGACAGGCUUGAUGCUAUGGUCGACGAUUGCGAAGACAUAAAGAUUUGCCUACAGUUGAUAAACGAAGUAAAAAACAAUGAAAUUUAGGUAUUCAUUUUUCUUGCGAACAACAAAACUUAGUCGUAUUACAUCGUUAACAUUAAACAAAGAGGCCAUACGUAUUACAAGUGUUAACAUAUGUUUAUAUACAUAUAUAUUUUUAAUAUAUACAGAUAUUUUAAUAUCAACGUUCGUCGUGUAAAGACCCUAUAGAGGUCUUAACAGUUUUCACUGUUAAAUUAAUUAUAUUUUUUUACUAUUUGUUUGUACAAAAACUCUUCAAGUACUCUAUGAGAUUUAUAUGAAAUACUAUUGACAUAGUCAUAAAAGUAUUUGAGAUGUCCAAAUGAUAUUUUUAUAUUACAAAACUUCAAGUAUUCGCAUUAGAUUUAUGUUAAGUUUGCGCGUGACUUUUUCGCUUAUUAUGUUACAUCACUUGAAAUGCAUGCUACCUAUAUUCUAAAAACUAACUUAUUUAAGACUCGCGUAUCGCUAGACUGUAAUUAUUUAUAAUUCGUGGUGGACAUUUUCU